Messenger RNA from Cladocopium goreaui, 2322 nucleotides. Lineage: Eukaryota; Dinophyceae; Suessiales; Symbiodiniaceae. The record is from the annotation of a GenBank genome assembly.
AUGCGCGCGCCGCUAGUCGCCUUCGCCUGUGUCUUCGUGCUCCAAGCCGAGGUGUCGCGGGCCCAAACGAGCCUGCCCCAGAACGACCCGCCGUUCACGGGCAAGAUCGCCGAAACGUACGACGCCUCGCAGCCGAGCUACCCGCCGCCCCUGCGUGCUAAGGCGGGCAGUCCAAACGUGCUGAUCAUCCUGCUGGACGACGUCGGCUUCGGCAUGUGCAGCGCCUUCGGCGGGCCGGUGCCGACGCCGCACCUCGAGAAACUCGCCGAGAACGGCCUGUCGUACACGCGGUUCCACACCACCGCACUCUGCAGCCCGACGCGCGCCGCGCUGCUCGCGGGGCGCAACCACCAUAGCGUCGCCACCGGCGUCAUCAUCGAAAUGGGGACCGGCUACCCCGGCUACACGGGCGUCAUCCCGAAGAGCACGGCGCUCGUCUCGCAGAUGCUGCGCGACAACGGCUACGCCACAAGCAUGUUCGGCAAGUGGCACAACACGCCCGAGCAGGACAUCAGCCCCGCCGGGCCGUUCGACCGUUGGCCGACCGGCCUCGGGUUCGACUACUUCUACGGGUUCAAUCAGGGCGAGACGCACCAAUACUACCCGAUGCUGUACCGGAACACCGUCCCGGUCCCGCAGCCGAAGUCGCCCGAAGAAGGCUACCACUUCACCGAGGACAUGACCGACGAGGCGAUCGCCUGGGUCCGCAACACGCGGGCGGCCGAUCGCGACAAGCCUUGGUUCUGCUACUUCAGCACGGGGGCCGUCCACGCGCCGCACCACACGCCGCCCGAUUGGCAGGCGAAGUUCCGCGGCGCCUUCGACCACGGCUGGGACAAGCAACGCGAGCUCACCCACGCCCAGCAACUCGCGACCGGCGUGAUCCCCGCGGGCGCCAAGCUAACGCCGCGACCAGAAGGUUUGCCGGCGUGGGACGACGUCCCCGAAGAGGCGAAACCGGUCUACCUGCGGCUGAUGGAGAACUACGCCGGCUUCAUGGCGCACACCGACCACCACAUCGGCCGCUUGAUCGACAGCCUCGACGCGUCGGGCGAGCUCGACAACACGCUGGUCUUCUACAUCGUCGGCGACAACGGCGCGAGCCCCGAGGGCGGACUCCAAGGCACGUUCAGCGAACUGGCGAGCCUGCUCGGCAUCGACCUGGGCCUCGAGAGCACCAUCAACCGGCUCGACGAGAUCGGCGGCCCCACCAGCGAGCCGCACGUUCCGGUCGGUUGGGCUUGGGCGAUGGACGCACCUUUCGCCUGGACCAAGCAGGUCGCCAGCCACUUCGGCGGAACCCGCAACCCGUUGGUCGUGCAUUGGCCGAAGGGGAUCCGCGCCCGCGACGAACUCCGUACGCAGUUCCACCACGUCAUCGACGUCGUCCCGACGAUCCUCGAGGCCUGCGGCCUCGAGGAGCCAACCGAGGUCAACGGGAUCCAGCAGAAGCCGAUCGAGGGUGUCUCGAUGCUCUACUCGUUCGACGACGCCGAAGCCGACGACCAGCGCCUGACCCAGUACUUCGAGAUGAAGUGCAACCGGGCGAUCUACCACGACGGGUGGGUCGCCUGCAGCCGCUUCGGCGUGCCGUGGGACCGCGGGCCCCGUUCGGACGACUUCGUCAACGCGCCGUGGGAGCUGUACCACAUCGACGAGGACUUCAGCCAGGCGAACGACCUGGCGGAAGCCAACCCAACAAAGGUCGCCGAGCUGAAGCAGAAGUUCUCCGAGGAGGCGCGCAAGUACAACGUCUUCCCGCUCGACCCGCGGUUCACCGAGCGCUUCGACCCGAAGCUGCGCCUCGGCGCCGACCCGCCGACGUCUUGGACCUACUACGGCAACGACGUCUGGCUCCCCGAGCCGGUCGGCCCGCAGCUCUUCCCGCGGCCCCACAUGGUCACGGCGAAGGUCGUCGUGCCCGACGACGGCGCCGAGGGCGUCAUCGCGUGCGCCGGCUCCUUCUCGAUCGGCUGGAGCCUCUUCGUGCAGGACGGCAAGCCACGGUUCCGCUACACGGUCUUCGACAUGGCCGGCAUCGACGCCAACAUCGACAGCACGCGCGAACUCCCCGCGGGCGAGUCGACCGUCGGCUAUCGAUUCACGCCCGACGGAUCGGAGACCGGCGGAGGCCGGCUGGAGCUGCUCGUCAACGGCGAGCCGGCCGGCGAGGGGAAGAUCAACCGGUCGCUCUUCCGCCACGGGCUCGAACCCUUCGAAGUCGGCCGCGACUCGAUCACGGCGAUCGCCCCGGCGUACCGCGACCGCGGCGACUUCGAGUUCACCGGCGAGAUCGAAGAGAUCCGCUUCGAGAUCAACUGA